Messenger RNA from Angiostrongylus costaricensis, 408 nucleotides. NCBI's taxonomy places the organism in Eukaryota, Metazoa, Nematoda, Chromadorea, Rhabditida, Metastrongylidae. The record is from the annotation of a GenBank genome assembly.
AUGAGCAUUAGCAUUACAGAUUUUGCGCGUUUCCGAGCUCAUCCAGAAGAUCUUGUCGCUCAUCAGCAGCAACGAUUGCCGUGGUCAACGGUAGCAGGGAGCGCGAAGGCGCCAGCUUCGAUGGUAAGCGGAUACGCCUCAAUGCCAGUUUCGCCUUUCCCUCAUUUUAGUGUACCAGGUGGUUCGUCGGCUCACCGUGGAGCAGGCCCCGAUGUGAGGUCACAAGCUAGCGGUGGAUCUGGAGAUGGCAGUGGAUCCGGCAGCGACCAUAAGAGGUUUCUUAAAAUUCCAUUUCAAACAACGAUUCCGCAACGGUUGGACGAGCUGCCCUCUGAUCUUGCUGCUAGUCGACAGUCGUUUCGCAUGGCAAUGAACCAUCCGUACGAGUUUUUUGUCGAUAAUCUCUAG